Molecule: messenger RNA, 5983 nt
Organism: Conger conger (European conger)
Lineage: Eukaryota; Metazoa; Chordata; Actinopteri; Anguilliformes; Congridae
Product: calmodulin-binding transcription activator 1-like
Exons: 24
Coding region: 61-5634 (1857 amino acids)
Biological process (GO): regulation of transcription by RNA polymerase II
Cellular component (GO): nucleus
Molecular function (GO): double-stranded DNA binding; protein binding; transcription coregulator activity
Source: RefSeq, a predicted model, not a curated record
CACGCGCGUGGUUCCCCCGGUCGCGAGGAGGAGGAGGAGGAUGUGGCGCGCGGAGGGGAAAUGGCUGCCGAAAACAAGCCGGAAGGACUGAAGAGAAUACGUAAUCCGGAUCGAAUGUACAGAUCGGCCGUCAGUUAUGCGGGCCACGCUGCUGCUAAGGGUGUCAGCGAUGACACGGAAGCCAACAAUGAACACGGACAUUUGAAAAUCUACCUGCCCAAAAAGCUGCUUGAAUGUCUACCCAAAUGUUCCUCCCUCCCCAAGGAGCGGCACCGGUGGAACACCAACGAGGAAAUCGCGGCGUACUUGAUAACGUUCGAAAAGCACGAGGAAUGGCUAACGACAUCGCCUAAAACACGGCCUCAGAAUGGCUCUAUGAUCCUGUAUAACAGGAAGAAGGUGAAGUACAGAAAGGAUGGGUACUGCUGGAAGAAGAGGAAAGAUGGGAAGACCACGCGGGAGGAUCACAUGAAGCUCAAAGUGCAGGGCGUGGAGUGUCUGUACGGCUGCUACGUCCACUCCUCCAUCAUACCCACCUUCCACCGCCGCUGCUACUGGCUGCUCCAGAACCCAGACAUUGUGCUGGUCCACUACCUGAACGUGCCGGCCAUAGAGGAUUGUGGGAAGCCAUGCGGGCCCAUCCUGUGCUCCAUCAACACCGACAAGAAGGAGUGGGCCAAGUGGACCAAGGAGGAGCUGAUUGGCCAGCUGAAGCCCAUGUUUCAUGGCAUCAAGUGGACUUGCAGCAAUGGGAGCAGCAGCUCUGGCUUCUCUGUGGAGCAGCUGGUGCAGCAGAUUCUGGAGAGCCACCAGACCAAGCCACCUCCCCGGACCCACAACUGCCUCUGCACGGGCACCCUGGGCGCAGGGAGCAGUUUGCAUCACAAAUGCAACAGUGCCAAACACCGCAUCAUCUCCCCGAAACUGGAGCCCCGCUCGGGGGGGUACGGCAGCGGGCACUCGGAGGUGCAGAACAGCGACGUGUCGGAGGGCAAGACCGAGCACAGCCACGGGGGCGGGGGCAAGAGCGGGCGGGGCGGGGCGGACGGCGGGGGAGGGGCGCGGGAGAAGCGUAACGGGAAGGUGCACAAACCGGCCCUGCUGCACCAGAGCAGCACCGAAGUGUCCUCCACCAAUCAGGUGGAGGUGCCCGACACCACGCAGAACUCGCCCGUGUCCAUCAGCAGCGGGCUGAACAGCGACCCCGACAUGGCCGACAGCCCGGCCGUCACGGGCAUGGGCCACGUGGCCUCGGUGAUGGGAGGCCUUCCGCAGAGCGCCGCCGUCUUCAUGUCCGAGGUGACGGGAGACCCCGUCUACAGCAUGUCCCCGACGGGGGGCCCCAACGCCCACCUGCUGGGCUCCGACCCCACCUCCCAGAGCCUGGUCCUGGCCGUGGCCUCCGACGGGCACAAGUUCGCCUUCCCCGGGGCGGGCGGCGGGGGCUCGGGCGGGGCGGGGCCUGCAGAGGGGCUGGCCAUGCUGUCCUCGGGCGUGUCGGAGGAGCUGGUGCUGUCCAGCAGCCUGGACGCCGGGGGCAUCAAGCUGCCCGAAACAUCCGUCAACUUCGACCCCGACUGCUUCCUCAACAACCCCAAGCAGGGCCAGACGUACGGGGGCGGCGGGCUGAAGGGGGACGGGGGGUCCCCCGGGGCCUCGUCCUCCUCCGCCAUCGCCAACGGGCUGCAGCGCUCUCCCCCCGGGGCCGACGCCGGCUACAGCUUCAACGCCGCCCUGGUGAAGAACAUCAAGACGGAGGACACGUCCUUCGAGCAGCAGCUGGCCCAUGAGAGCGGCUUCCAGGGGGGCGAGGUGGGCGGCGGCGGGAUGCCAGGCUCCGCGGGCGUGGGCCAAGGCACCCUCAGCCUGACGCCCACGGGCUCUCUGCUGCCCUCCGGUGGCGGGCUGAGCCCCAGCACCACCCUGGAGCAGAUGGACUUCAGCGCCAUCGACGCCAAGCAGGACUACUCCGCCGGGGGCGUUUCGGGCGGGUACGGGCAGCCACUCCCCAGCCCCCACCUGGCCCACCCCAGCCGCUCCCCCAGCUUCUUCCUCCAGGAGGCUCCACAGCCCCCCCAGCAGGGCAGCCAGGGGGCCCCCCAGAAGAGCCACCUGCUGGAGCAGAACUCCCACGACUCCGGGGCCUACCUGGGGCUGCAGGUGGUGAAGACGGACUCCCCCGACAGCAACGGACACAUGCACCUCCACCACCACCACCACCACGCCCACCAGGGCACCCCCAACUGCAACGGGGGCUCCCCCACGGAGAGGCCCGGCCAGGCCGGGGGCUCCCUGCAGCUGCUGCAGUAUCAGGGCAGCUUCCCCGGCCUGGGCUCCGAGCACGAGGAGGUGGUGAGCAUCGAGCAGGCGUCCAGCGUUGGGAACGGCCAGGGAGGGGGCACCGACAGCCGGGCGGACGGGAUACUCAAGACCGGGGAUCACCUCCAGGCCUGCAGCGGUGGGAACGGGGGCGAGGGAGCGGCCGCGGAGCACUACCUGCAGCAGGCAGCCGAAAACGGAGGAACAGGAGGGGGUGGAGGAGGAACGGGAGGAGGCGCUAACGGAGGGACGCUACGCAACGGGAGCACCACCAACGGCUCGGCAGGCAGCCCCCACCAGCAGCUGCAGCCCCUCCUACAGGGGGCGGGGCUUGUGCAGGGCCUCUACAACACGGUUGGUGCCCACCAGGCGCUGGGCGGAGCCGGAGGGGGCGCGGGGGCGGGCAUGGAGAUCAGCCUGGACCACUUCGACAUAUCCUUCGGCAACCAGUUCUCCGACCUCAUCAACGACUUCAUCUCUGUGGACGGGGCGGGGGCGGCCGUGGGGCCCGGGGGGGCCCUGUACGCCCACCAGCUGAUGGCCCAGCCGGGGUCGGAGGGCCAGGCCUCGUCUGGGGGGGCGUCCCAGCAGGGUGCGGAGGACGCGGGCGGAGGGGGCCGGGGUGGGGGGGUGGGGUACAGCCCCACCGAACUCUGCCUCCAGCCCUGCUGCAGCCCCCAGUCCCUGGCAGGAGGGGGUGGGGCCGGGGCGGGGCCGGGAGAGGCCGGCUCGCUGGCCUACAUGCACGUGGCGGAGGUGGUGUCGGCCGCCGUGGCCCACGGCACUCUGGGAAUGCUGCAGGCCACCGGGAGGCUCUUCAUGGUGACGGACUACUCCCCCGAAUGGUCCUACCCCGAGGGUGGGGUGAAGGUGCUUAUCACAGGGCCAUGGCAGGAGGCCAGCAGUAACUACAGCUGCCUGUUUGACCAGAUCACCGUCCCCGCCUCCCUAAUCCAGCCAGGGGUGCUGCGCUGCUACUGCCCAGGUAAGUUCACAGCCCACGACACCGGGCUGGUGACCCUGCAGGUCGCCGUGAGCAACCAGAUCAUCUCCAACUCGGUGGUGUUUGAGUACAAGGCCCGCGCACUGCCCGCCCUGCCCUCCUCUCAGCAUGACUGGCUGUCCCUGGACGAUAACCAGUUUAGAAUGUCCAUCCUGGAGCGUCUGGAGCAGAUGGAACGCAGGAUGGCGGAGAUGGCGGGACACCACCAGCAGGGCAGCGGGGGCGGAGCCGGCGACACGGGAGGGGGAGGGGCUGGAGGAGGGGGUGGAGCUGGAGGAGGAGGGAAUGGAGGCAGCACCCAGGCACAGUUUGCGGCGGGGCAGGGUCAGGCAGGCAGCUCGUUUGAGAGCAGGGUGGUGGUGGUCUGUGAGAAGAUGAUGAACCGGGCCUGCUGGGCUAAGUCCAAGCACCUGAUCCACUCCAAGACCUUCCGCGGGAUGACCCUGCUGCACCUGGCCGCCGCGCAGGGCUACGCCACGCUCAUCCAGACCCUCAUCAAGUGGAGGACGAAGCACGCCGACAGCAUCGACCUGGAGCUGGAGGUGGACCCCCUCAAUGUGGACCACUUCUCCUGCACCCCCCUGAUGUGGGCGUGUGCUCUGGGUCACAUGGAGGCGGCGCUGGUCCUGUACAAGUGGGACCGGCGGGCGCUGGCCAUCCCGGACUCUCUGGGGCGCCUCCCCCUGGCCAUCGCGCGCUCGCGCGGCCACACCAAGCUGGCCGAGUGCCUGGAGCAGCUGCAGCGCGAGGAGCAGCACACCCCCGCCUCCCUGCCCCCCACGCCCCGCAUGUCCUUCUCCCCUGCCCCCGACGCGCCCCCCUCCGACGGCUGGAUGGUCACGUGGGGCAGCGAUGGGGGGGGCGCCGCCCCCGCAGCCACGCCCGGGGGGCAGAAGGAGGGCGCCGCGGGCACUACCACCGCCUCCUCCGCCACUAACGCCAACCCAGACCUGAGGAGACCCAGGUCAGAGCCCUCCAGCUACUACAGCAGCGAAUGCCAGCGGGACCUCCCGCUCGCCAAGAAACACAAGCCCAACCCCGAGGCCUUCCAAACCCGCCCCGACAAGGCCGUCUCCGUCCCCCUCAGCCUGGAGCAGCAGCAGCUCCGCCCCAAGAGCGCCCUGCUCCCCGAAAUCCACGGGCCCGACCGGGGCCUGGAGGAGGGAGGGGGUCCCGGGGGGGCGUCCCAGGCCAAGCUGGGGACCCUCCGAGGCUCCAUGGGAGGGGGCGGAUCCGGCUGGAGCUCCAGGGAGCUGUUUUCGGCCGGAGGUUCGGGCAGGAAGGGGGCGGGAGCGGGCGGGACGGGGAAGGAGAAGCUGGCCAAUCGGCUGCGUCCGCGGGAGACGCUGGGCGUGCUCAUGGUGUCCGAGCGCGAGAUGGCCGACACUGACCUGCUGGCCUACCGGGAGGACCUGGAGAACCAAGACUGCCUGACACACAUGGAUGACCUACAGGUGAACAUGAUGACGCUGGCGGAGCACAUCAUCGAGGCCACGCCCGAGCGCAUCAAGCGGGAGAACUUCGUAGCCACGGAGACGGCGCCCCUGGACAGCGCGGGGGUCAGCAACACCAUGAGCUGGCUGGCCAGUUACCUGGGAGACGUGGAGCACUUACCCAGCCUCAUUCACCUGCGGUCCCUGUACAGCGAGCCCCUGACACCCUCCUCCAACCCCAGCCUCAGCCCGGCCGGCUCCCCCCUCCACGAGGGCCCUGUGGACAGCAAGCCCGGCCUGCCCUCCCCGGCCGACUGGAGCGACUUCCUCAACGCCUCCAACAGCAAGGUGGAGCGGGACCUGGCCCAGCUCACGCUGUCCGACCCCGAGCAGAGGGAGCUGUACGAGGCCGCCCGGCUGGUGCAGACCGCCUUCCGCAAGUACAAGGGCCGCCCUGUACGGGAGCAACAGGAAGUAGCGGCGGCGGUCAUCCAGCGCUGCUACAGGAAGUACAAACAGCUGACAUGGAUAGCCUUGAAGUAUGCACUUUAUAAGAAGAUGACGCAGGCCGCCAUCCUGAUCCAGAGUAAAUUCCGCAGCUACCACGAGCAGAAGAAGUUCCAGCAGUCGCGCCGGGCGGCCGUGCUGAUCCAGCAGUACUACCGCAGCUACAAGGAGUGCGGCCGGCUGCGGCCCCACCGCCGUGCGGCCACCGCUGCCCUGGUGCAGCACAAACUCAGAAGCAGUCUGCUGACCAAGAAGCAGGAUCAAGCCGCCCGCAAGAUUAUGAGGUUCCUGCGUCGCUGUCGUCAUAGCCCUUUGAUGGACCAUAGACUGUUCAAGCGGAGUGAAAGAAUUGAAAAGGGCCAAGGAACAUGAGAGCUUGCAGAAGAGCCCCCUCACGAUGUGACAUCACUCUCCAGACUCUUUCUUUCUGUCUUUUUCUGUUUAUACCAGACAUUUUACAAGAGGAAAAAAAAACAAAAAAACUAUCCAAUUCGUGAUUGAAGGAACACACUGCGAUUAUUACUACGACAGUACUCCAACUGAUUCUACUCCUGCCAAUGCAACGGCUUUGUUAUUUUUCCUCCGUCCUCUUCGGGGGAGGAAACGCGGGAAGAUCUUCAGAAAUUAAACUACGGGGAAAUGGAAGGGGGGAGUAACAUUAUCUUCAUGGCAUUUUUUGCACUUUUCCAUGGAUUUUUUUUCUGUUUUUCGGGAGCAAGAA